AUGGAGCACACUUUGAAGAUGCUUCAUGACGUGAUAGCGAGGUCCCUACAACAACCUCAAGUGCAACCGCUACCAGUCAUGCCACCACAACCUAUAGUGGCUACACCAAUGUUACCUUUGAUAACUGCCAUGAAGAAUAUGAAGACACCCCAUUUUGAAGGAGGGACAGAUCCAUCUGAAGCCGACCAGUGGCUUCGAACCAUUGAGAAAAACUUUGAGAAGCUGACGUGUUCCGAGGAGUCUAAGAAAAAGAUGGCGGUGUAUUACUUAGAAAAAGACGUGGCAGAAUGGUGGGAGAGUAGGGAUCGCCAAGUAGGACAUCUGGUCACCACUUGGGCGGCAUUCAAAAAAUAA
Brassica oleracea var. oleracea is the source of this 354-nucleotide messenger RNA. RefSeq lists its product as uncharacterized. The transcript has a single exon. Lineage: Eukaryota; Viridiplantae; Streptophyta; Magnoliopsida; Brassicales; Brassicaceae. The coding region runs from base 1 to 354 and encodes 117 amino acids. The record is from RefSeq and is a predicted model, not a curated record.